Messenger RNA from Alosa alosa (allis shad), 2801 nucleotides. RefSeq names its product nectin cell adhesion molecule 4b (gene nectin4b). The coding region runs from base 438 to 2261 and encodes 607 amino acids. Gene Ontology annotation, cellular component: adherens junction. Gene Ontology annotation, biological process: homophilic cell-cell adhesion; heterophilic cell-cell adhesion. NCBI's taxonomy places the organism in Eukaryota, Metazoa, Chordata, Actinopteri, Clupeiformes, Clupeidae. The transcript has 12 exons. The record is from RefSeq and is a predicted model, not a curated record.
UCGUGCACGCAGGUGGAUUUGGAUACAGUGCUGGCCGGUUGGUCAGAAGUUCUUUUUAACCUACUGAAAAUGCACGACGCGUAACAGCAUUUCACUUAAUAUUCGAAAGUUUAAAUAGUUGACCUUUUACAGAUGUUUCGUCUUAUCCCCGAGGAAUGCUCUACUCUGCCGCGCGCCACUGUGAACUGGAUUUACCUGUUUAGGAAACCCAAGUAAUAUGCGAAUCGGAGUGAAAGAGAAAGACGAGAUAAACUUUUCACCAGCUGUGCCUCCAAGUUUUUUUCCCCUUUUUUCAUUCAUUGCGAAUUAGCCUCGCCGCGGGGCAGCGGGAUCGUAUCCGGCGGAUUGACACCUGUUUUUUGGCUGCCUUCACCGACCGUAACCGGACCAGCCGCUUGCCUAGGACCCCAGGAUCGGAGACGAACUGGGCUGAAACAAUGCUCCGAAGUGUCAUGAGCAGAAGGCUAUGCCUUCUGGUCAAUAUUCUGGUUUGUGUGUACGGAGGGUUUGUGGAACCGCCGGAAUCUUUCUCCCUGCGGUCGGUUGCUGAGUCGGAGACCCGGUUGCCAUGCCGGUUCGACCCUCAGGAGGGAGAGAGUGUCGUGCAGGUGAACUGGAACAAGAAGCAAGCAGAUGGAAACUCCGAAGUCAUCAUCACUGCCCACCACACAGAGGGAACAGUGGUGGGCCGCUUAGCUACACGAGUGCGUUUCCAGUCACAGGACCCGCUGCGCGACUCCUCUCUUCUCAUCCUCAACACUGAGAUGUCAGAUGAGGGACGCUACACCUGCCAGGUCAUCACCUUCCCUUCUGGAACCUCCCAGAGGCCAAUAAGCCUCACCGUCUGGACAAUACCCAUCUCUUUAUUGGAGCCUAUGAUUUUGGAGGAGGGGCAAACAUUUCGAGUCGCCGCCCUUUGUCGCUCUACAGCCCACCCACCACCCACUCUCUCUUGGGAUACUGACCUCCCUGGCCAAUCACAGAACAGGACGGGCGAGGGUGGGCGUGUCUCUUCCCAGUUUGCCCUGCAUCCUUUGCGGAACAUGAAUGGCAGGAAGCUGGACUGCCUAGUGAGCCACCCCACUCUAGAGCGCCCCCACCGCCUCAGGAACACACUAGUAGUGCAUUUUCCUCCUAAUGCUGUGAUCAGUGGUUAUGAUGGGAACUGGUUUGUCGGACAGGAAAGCGUUGAACUCACCUGUGAGUUUGGAGGAAACCCCAAGGUAGAAAACAUCACCUGGACCAGACACACACACACACCGCUGUCCACUAAAAGAGAAUGGAGAGGUGGAGAUCUACCAGAAGAUGUAUCUGCCGAAGGAAGCCGGCUUGUCUUUGGUAGGCCGCUAGUCGCGACGGACGCAGGUGUCUAUGAAUGCGAGGCCAGGAACCGCAUGGGGGCGGACAAAGGAGAGCUGCAGGUGACCGUGAGAGAGGUGCGGUUGCCUGAGCCAGUAGUCGACACCUUCCCUACAAUCAUCGUGGCCGGGGUUGCUGGAGCCAUAGUGGUCAUUAUGGUGAUUGUCAUCAUCAUUGUGAUCCAUCACCAUAGACGCAAGAACAGGAUGUUGAAGAGGGAGCUUUGUGAGAGAACUGAAGAAAUUAACAAUAUAUCAAGACAGACCUCGUUAAGGAGACUAAACUCUACCAGCACAGACCUUAGAAGUCAGAUGGAUGAUAUGUUUGUUGUGACUAAAAACAGUAUAUCUCUGGAGGAGUGUUCUGCCCUACGCCAGCCACCAGGGGGAGUGUCUGAGCAGGAGCUGGACAGUCUGGGCCGCCCCCCCAUUUACUCGAGCUUUCAGCACCCCAGCGACAACUACUCCUGGAGAGAGAAACAGAGGGAAGAGAGCAAGCGCCGUGUGGAGAGCUACCUCAAAAACAGUGACCACUCUCUGGACUCUGGGCUUCACUCCUCCCUGGUUCCUCCUCUGACUUCAGAGGCCCCGCUGCUGGAGUCCCAGAGCCAUAGCCCCUCGGGGGGGACGGAGGGAGAGAUGCAGCCCUGGACCUCCAGAGAGGGGGUAGUGGACGGACAGGCCGAUGGGUGGUCUCCGCAAGUAAGAAUGGUGGAUGGCCGGACGGAGGGUUGGAUGCAGAGAGAGAGGGUGGCAGAGGGGGUGGACGAGGACGAUGACGCAACAAGCUCAGUCCAGAUCUCUGAGGCGCUGUCCAAUCACUUCCACUACAGCAAUGGGUUUCUGCGGCCCAAACCUCACCCCAAUGCAAUUAUACUGCACCCUCGAGGGCAAAUCGUAUAACUACCCCACCCCCAGUGUUGUUCCACUCACCCACCAGGGCAAAUCAAAUGAUGAACUAUCAAACCCCAUUCCCCCUCCAUUGGACCAGCGAGGGUACAUCACAACUCUCUAUCCUCUUCAUCCUUUCUCCUCUAAUCAUGUUUGUACCCUGAAAAGUAUUUGGUAGACGCUUUAUUUUUUUAAUGAUCAAAGCUGCGGCAAAUGCUUCAGCCAGAGCUUCUGGCUGGGUGAUGAAGUUAGGGCCGUUGCUAGCUACUGGGACUGGUGUUGGUGGCUCUGAUACGUUUUUUUUGGACUAGACCCAGCCUAGAAACAAAUUCUGACUUAGAACUGGUAUGGUUUCAAGCAAGAACUGACUCCAAACCAAAAUUGCCAAAGUUCCAACCUGAGACUGGGCAGUGGUGGCUUAGAGGAUAAGGAAAUGGGAUAGCCAGAGUGUCAGGGGUCUUGGACAACGUUGUGGCUAGAGCAAAGCACCUAACCACACUGCAAAAACUGCUUAUCUAACAAUUAAUCUUAUAUCAAGAUAAAUUAUUUGGU